Rhagoletis zephyria (snowberry fruit fly) is the source of this 465-nucleotide messenger RNA. Lineage: Eukaryota; Metazoa; Arthropoda; Insecta; Diptera; Tephritidae. The record is from RefSeq and is a predicted model, not a curated record.
AUGGUUACCUCUUUCGCCUUUGCCUCCGGAGUAACAGUCGCAACUGAAGCCAAGAUCCUCUACGAGGAAGUCAAGAAGGACAAGAAGUACCGCUACAUCAUCUACCACAUCAAGAAUGAGCGCGUGAUUGAAGUCGAGACCACCGGCCCGCGUGAGGCGUCCUACGCCGAAUUUCUCACCAAGCUGCAAGACUACAAGAACGAAUGCAGAUACUGCGUUUUCGAUUUUCCUGCCAACAUUCCGGUUGAGGGUGGCGGAGAAAAGACUACCAUGAGCGUCGACCGACUCGUGCUCAUGACUUGGUGUCCCGAGAGCGCCAAAAUCAAGCAAAAGAUGCUUUACUCGAGCAGUUACGACGCUCUGAAGAAGGCACUGGUCGGCGUCUACAAAUACUUGCAAGCCUGCGACUACGAUGAGGUCUCCGAGGAGGUGAUCGCGCAAGCCUUCACCAAGGGAGGCAAAUAA